Sabethes cyaneus is the source of this 1467-nucleotide messenger RNA. Its product is annotated as proton-coupled amino acid transporter-like protein CG1139. Gene Ontology annotation, molecular function: amino acid transmembrane transporter activity. The record is from RefSeq and is a predicted model, not a curated record. Gene Ontology annotation, cellular component: vacuolar membrane. Gene Ontology annotation, biological process: amino acid transmembrane transport. The transcript is spliced from 8 exons. The coding region runs from base 1 to 1467 and encodes 488 amino acids. NCBI's taxonomy places the organism in Eukaryota, Metazoa, Arthropoda, Insecta, Diptera, Culicidae.
AUGGCAAAAAGCGUCAAGCAACUACGCUCGAUGCUUAGUUCGUACUGUCAGCAUCACCCCGGAGUGAAGAAGCUGGGCAUCGUGAGGCGAAGUGUGAUGUCAUCAUCGUGGUCAUCGAUGUCGUACGUGGUCGUACUCAUAACGAAUGACGAGACGUUCUUGACACUGGACGUCAACGACUGGAAGGACGACAAUGACUACGAACCAUACAGAAAUCGACAAAUUACAAAUCCGAACAGUACUGUUGGAACCUUGAUUCACAUGGUUAAGGGGUCUCUUGGAACGGGUAUAAUGGCUAUGCCACUAGCAUUCAAGAAUGGAGGUCUCAUAUUCGGAUCAAUAGGAACCAUCGUCAUUUGCAUAAUUUAUGUACAUUGCGUCCAUCUGCUGGUGAGCACGACAUAUAAAGCAUGUAAGCGAGGUAAAGUCCCAUUGAUGGGAUUCGCCGAGACAGUGCAUGACGUAUUUUUCAAUGGACCGGCAAAGGUGCAGCCACUUACGAAAUUAGUCACAGGCUACGUAGACGUAAUGAUUGUUAUCCAAAGUUGUUUAUCGUUUUGUUUAUAUCUCGUAUUUAUCGCCAAAUCACUGCGGGAUGUUAUCUAUAAUCAGCAGCAGUUCGAUUGGGAUACGCGUAUUUACCUGCUGCUGCUAUUGAUUCCUAUGAUGCUGAUCACGCAGAUUCGUGAACUGAAGUAUUUAGUUCUUUUUUCUGCAAUAGCAAACUUACUGAUUAUAGCCGCUAUAUGCAUUAUUUUGUACGUAAUCUUCAAUGAACCGCUAAUAUUCGUCAAUAGAAAAAUGUGGCCUCAGUGGAGCACAUUACCGUCCUUCGUGAGCACAGUGCUUUUUGCAAUCCAAGGAAUUCGAUAUGUUCUUCCAAUUGAAAACAAGAUGCAACACCCAGAACAUUUUCUUGGCUCAUUUGGAGUGCUGAAUAUUGCAAUUUCAUUACUGACAGUACUCUACACUAUUACUGGCUUCUUCGGCUACGUAAGUUAUGGAGAGAAGACUAAAGGAUCUGUUACACUUAAUUUGCCAGAAAAUAAGGCUAUUGCUGAAACAACGCGUCUACUGGCAGCGAUAGCCAUUCUGUUCACCAUGGGCUUAAGUUACUACGUCCCAAUGGAAAUAUUAUGGCAUCAUUUGCAGCCCAAAGUAUUGGCCAAGCGAGCCAACUUGGUUCAAAUUGUCCUUCGCUUUUCGGUCCUAGUUGCAUUGCUUGGGAUAGCCAUAGCCAUACCAGAAAUUGAGCCCUUCGUUGGAUUGGUGGGGUCGUUCGGUUCUGCAACAUUGGCGGUACUGAUUCCUGUUACCAUCGAUAUCAUUUUCCGGUGGCCAGCCGGCGAUUUUGGCAGGGCAAAGUGGCAAUUGGUGAAGAAUGUGGUUCUGCUUGUCUUUGGACUGUUCGUUAUGGUAUCAGGGACGUACUUUAGUAUUCUAGAUGUCGUAGCAAUCUAUAAGUAA